Ogataea philodendri is the source of this 1719-nucleotide messenger RNA. RefSeq lists its product as uncharacterized. Lineage: Eukaryota; Fungi; Ascomycota; Pichiomycetes; Pichiales; Pichiaceae. The coding region runs from base 1 to 1719 and encodes 572 amino acids. Gene Ontology annotation, cellular component: proton-transporting V-type ATPase, V1 domain; fungal-type vacuole membrane. The transcript has a single exon. Gene Ontology annotation, molecular function: ATP hydrolysis activity; ATP binding; proton-transporting ATPase activity, rotational mechanism. The record is from RefSeq and is a predicted model, not a curated record. Gene Ontology annotation, biological process: proton transmembrane transport; ATP metabolic process.
AUGUAUGAGUUGGUCAAAGUAGGUCAUGACAACCUGGUGGGCGAGGUCAUUAGAAUUGAUGGUGACAAAGCAACCAUUCAGGUUUAUGAGGAGACUGCUGGUGUGACGGUGGGAGAUCCUGUUCUCCGUACUGGAAAACCUUUAUCCGUUGAGCUAGGACCCGGUUUGAUGGAGACCAUCUAUGAUGGAAUCCAGAGACCUCUUAAGGCUAUCAAGGAUGUUUCUCAAUCCAUCUAUAUUCCAAGAGGAAUUGAUGCACCAGCAUUGUCGAGAUCUGUGGAAUAUGAUUUCAAGCCAGGCUCUUUGAAAGUGGGAGAUCACAUAACCGGAGGAGAUAUUUUUGGUUCGACUUUUGAAAACUCUCUUUUGUCUGACCAUAAAAUCUUACUUCCCCCAAGAGCUAGAGGUACAAUUGUUUCCAUCGCAGAGUCUGGCUCUUACCAUGUGGAUGAUACUGUUUUAGAAGUUGAGUACGAUGGAGUGAAGCAUGAAUAUUCAAUGAUGCAUACUUGGCCGGUUAGAGUUCCAAGACCAGUUGCACAGAAGCUUUCUGCAGACUUCCCUCUUCUUACCGGUCAAAGAGUUUUAGACUCUUUGUUUCCGUGUGUUCAGGGUGGUACUACUUGUAUUCCUGGUGCAUUUGGAUGUGGAAAGACUGUCAUUUCCCAAUCACUUUCAAAAUACUCCAAUUCGGAUGUUAUUAUUUAUGUCGGAUGUGGAGAGCGUGGAAAUGAGAUGGCAGAAGUUUUGAUGGAGUUCCCGGAACUGUUCACUGAGCACAAUGGUAAGAAGGAGCCGAUUAUGAAGCGGACAACUUUGGUCGCCAAUACUUCGAAUAUGCCUGUUGCUGCUAGAGAGGCAUCUAUUUACACCGGCAUUACUUUAGCAGAAUAUUUCAGGGAUCAGGGAAAAGAUGUUUCAAUGAUUGCAGACUCCUCCUCAAGAUGGGCAGAAGCACUGCGUGAAAUUUCUGGACGACUGGGAGAGAUGCCUGCCGAUCAGGGCUUCCCAGCUUAUUUAGGUGCAAAGCUUGCCUCUUUCUACGAAAGAGCAGGAAAGUCUGUUGCUUUGGGCUCUCCGGAUAGACUUGGAUCUGUCUCUAUUGUUGCUGCGGUUUCUCCGGCCGGUGGAGAUUUCUCCGACCCUGUUACUACUUCCACACUCGGUAUCACUCAAGUUUUCUGGGGAUUGGACAAGAAGCUUGCGCAAAGAAAGCAUUUUCCUUCGAUCAAUACUGCAAUCUCCUAUUCCAAGUACACGAAUGUUUUGAACAAGUACUACGACUCCAAUUACCCUGAGUUUGCCACCUUGAGAGACAGAAUGAAGGAAAUUAUUUCGAAUGCUGAAGAGCUUGAACAAGUCGUUCAACUUGUUGGAAAAUCGGCCCUAUCCGACUCUGAUAAGAUUGUUUUGGACGUUGCAAAUUUGAUUAAGGAGGAUUUCUUACAGCAGAAUGGUUAUUCCACCUACGAUGCUUUCUGUCCUAUCUGGAAAACCUAUGAUAUGAUGAAAGCUUUCAUUUCCUAUUAUGACGAGGCGCAGAAGGCAGUUGCAAACGGAGCACAGUGGUCCAAGCUUUCGGAUGCAACAGCUGAUGUAAAGCACGCAGUGUCGUCUGCCAAAUUCUUCGAGCCAAGCAGGGGCCAGGAAGCUCUUGCUGGAGAGUUUGAAAAGCUGUUGGCUACUGUCACGGAGAGAUUUCAGGAAGCUGCUGAAUAG